Marmota flaviventris (yellow-bellied marmot) is the source of this 933-nucleotide messenger RNA. It is a transcript of the gene Or2c3, whose product is annotated as olfactory receptor family 2 subfamily C member 3. The record is from RefSeq and is a predicted model, not a curated record. Gene Ontology annotation, cellular component: membrane. Gene Ontology annotation, molecular function: olfactory receptor activity; G protein-coupled receptor activity. Gene Ontology annotation, biological process: G protein-coupled receptor signaling pathway. Lineage: Eukaryota; Metazoa; Chordata; Mammalia; Rodentia; Sciuridae.
AUGACCAAUGGAAGUUCUCCUGCCAUGUUUGUGCUCCUGGGCUUCUCUGCUCGCCCCUCACUGGAGCCCAUCCUCUUCAUGGUGGUCUUGGUGUGCUAUGUCGUGUCUAUCCUGGGCAAUGCCACCAUCAUCCUGGUCACCCAUGUGGACGUGCACCUCCACACGCCCAUGUACUUCUUUCUUGCCAACCUGUCCUUCCUGGACAUCAGCUUCACCACAAGCAUUGUCCCACAACUGUUGGUCAACCUCUGGGGACCACAGAAAACCAUAAGCUAUGGCGGGUGCGUGGUGCAGUUCUAUGUGUCCCACUGGCUGGGGGCCACCGAGUGUGUCCUCCUGGCCGUCAUGUCCUAUGACCGCUAUGCUGCCAUCUGUAAGCCCCUCCACUACACUGUCAUCAUGCACCCACAGCUUUGCCUUGGCCUGGCCUUUGCCUCCUGGUUUGGGGGCCUGACCACCAGCAUGGUCGGCUCCACGCUCACCAUGCUCCUGCCUCUUUGUGGGCACAAUCGCAUCGACCACUUCUUUUGUGAGAUGCCUCUCAUUAUGCAACUGGCCUGUGUGGACACCAGGCUCAACGAAGUUGAGAUGUACGUUGCUAGCUUCAUCUUUGUGGUCUUACCUCUGGGCCUUAUCCUGGUGUCCUACGGACACAUUGCCCAGGCUGUGUUGAAGAUCCGGUCAGCAGAAGGGCGGAGAAGAGCAUUCAGCACCUGCUCCUCCCACCUGGCUGUUGUGUCCUUGUUCUAUGGGAGCAUCCUCUUUAUGUACCUGCAGCCAGCCAAGAGCAGCUCCCACGAGCAGGGCAAGUUCAUAGCUCUCUUCUACACCGUGGCCACCCCCAUGCUGAACCCCCUCAUCUACACUCUGAGGAACAGGGACGUAAAGAAUGCGCUCAGAUUCUGCGCUGGAGCCCUGCCGGGAGUGUGCUGA